Elgaria multicarinata webbii is the source of this 2688-nucleotide messenger RNA. RefSeq names its product protein tyrosine phosphatase non-receptor type 22 (gene PTPN22). Gene Ontology annotation, cellular component: nucleus; cytoplasm. The record is from RefSeq and is a predicted model, not a curated record. Gene Ontology annotation, molecular function: non-membrane spanning protein tyrosine phosphatase activity. Bases 103 to 2400 code for a protein of 765 amino acids. Gene Ontology annotation, biological process: negative regulation of p38MAPK cascade; positive regulation of defense response to virus by host; positive regulation of ERK1 and ERK2 cascade. The transcript is spliced from 21 exons. NCBI's taxonomy places the organism in Eukaryota, Metazoa, Chordata, Lepidosauria, Squamata, Anguidae.
CUUCAACAGGAACCUUCCACGCUGGUUGUUGUUUCCACUGUAGUAUGCACUUGUCAUGUCCAUCUUUAUCUCUGACAGUUCAGCUUCACCUGGUUUUACAGCAUGGAUCAACGGGAAAUUAUCAUGCAAAACCUGGAAAGGGCCAGAAACAGAAAGCUCAACAGAAACGAGUUCACAAAUGAAUAUUUGAAACUGAAAAGGCAAUCGGCAACCUACAGAGCAGACAGAAUAUAUCCAACCACUACGUCUGAAAGGCCAGAAAAUAUCAGCAAGAACCGGUACAAGGACAUCUUGCCAUAUGAUCACAGCAGAGUGAAGCUCUCCCUUAUCACUUCAGAUAAAGACUCUCAUUACAUCAAUGCCAAUUUUAUCAAGGGUGUGUAUGAGCCAAAGACCUACAUAGCUACCCAGGGUCCACUUUCAACAACUGUUGUGGACUUCUGGAGGAUGAUUUGGGAAUAUAAAGUCCUGAUUGUGGUCAUGGCUUGCAUGGAAUUUGAAAUGGGAAAGAAAAAAUGUGAGCGAUACUGGGUGGAGGUGGAUGAAUCUCCCAUCCAGUUUGGCCCUUUCUCUAUUUUCUGUGAGGCUGAAGAAAAGAGAAGUGAAUAUACGAUUCGCAUUCUGAAAGUGAAACUGAAUGACAGUGAGAUCAGAACUGUCUACCAUUUCCAUUAUAAAAAGUGGCCAGAUCAUGAUGUGCCCUCCUCCAUCAACCCGAUUCUUCAGCUCAUCAAGGAGAUGCGUUGCUACCAAGCACACAGCAAUGUACCUAUCUGUGUACACUGCAGUGCGGGCUGUGGACGAACAGGAGUCAUCUGUGCCAUUGACUAUACGUGGACCUUGUUAAAAGAUGGGAUACUUCCAUUGAACUUCAGCAUUUUUAAUAUGAUUCAGGAAAUGCGCACACAGAGGCCUUUAGUAGUGCAAACUCAGGAGCAAUACAAGUUGGUCUAUGAUGCUGUCACUGAGCUCUUUCAAGUGCAAAUAGAAACACUGUCCAAUCAUUCCGGUACCAUAGCUAUGGAGACUGAAAUUCACCAUCCAACAGUCAAGACACUCCAGGCUCCACAUAUAGAAACCUCUUCUCUGAGCAGUUCAGUGCAAGAGGAGCAUGAGAAAUCUCGGUGUUCUGGUCACAGUGUAUGGGGCGUAGACACCCAUGACAGAUCCAAAGAUGGUGCUUCUUCAGUCAGGCAAGCGCUUUCUGUCGGAGCCUUGAGCUUCAGCACCAGCAGAGCCAUGGAUAUCACAGCAGGAUGGAACUCUUGGUCGGCAAAACACCUGCGCCAUAAACAUCACAGCUUGGACUUCGACAACCUUGUUUGGGCAGAGCUGCCUCUCACUUUGAAAUCGGGAGGUGAAACCGGGAUAAGCCUAGAUACGAAGGUGCCUCUAACACGGACCAAAUCUACCCCUUUUGAGUCAGCAUCACAGAGAACAUCCCAAAUGUUGACACAAAAGGACACUGGCUCUUGUCUGGGCCUCCAGUCUGGAAGCGCUCAAGCUGACUCAAGUCUUCCAAAUAAAUUGCCAAGCAAAACCCAGCGUUGCAUGCUCAGGAAGUUACGCAACCAGCCUUGCACUUGGUCAUCAGAGGAUCCUUACUUUUCUUCUCUCUCGCCAGAAGAGCCCUGCUCACCAGCACUUCCUGACUCUGCUGUGGGUCCGUCUGAAGCAGUUUCCCCAUUUCCUUCUGCUGUGGACUCUACAGCCCAGUCAUCCGGUUCCCCCCAUUUGUUGUGCAAACCACAGGCCCAGAAUAUCCACCCAUUGGAUGUGGUGGAAUCGGCCUGCCAGACUUCCUCCCAAGAGGAUGAAGACGUUCCUCCUCCAUUACCUGAGAGAACCCCUGAGUCCUUUAUUGUACCUGGAGAAGACGAUUACUCUUCAUUGACAGCUUCAAACAACCAGCAACCACUCAAGAAUGAGAAAAUUGGAGUCUCAAAAGAAUGGAGCAGCAUGUCUCAGCUGAAAUUUUCUGAUGACUCUGUGAGAUUGAGGCCAAGUAAGAGUGUGAAGCUGCAGAGACCCAGAUCAGAGUUUCAUCGGAAUCGUUCUCCAUCGCCUCCCACUCCCCCACUUCCAGAGAGAACUCCUGAGUCGUUUAUUCUUGCAGAUGAGGACUCUCUGCCAUCUGUCACGAACAAUGUUGUGAGCCUUGGAGACUCUGGAAUUAAGUCAACAGACAAGUCAUCAAAGGAUGCAAAAUGCUUCAGGAGGAGUAAGAGCUUGAAGAUUUUAAGAAAUGUGAAAAAUAGUAUUUGUGGUCCAUCUUCACUUUUAAAAGCCCCAGAACCUGAUAAAUCAAAUAAUUCCAGCUCUCUUCGGAGUUUUGGCUUUGCAAACCGAUUUUCAAAACCCAAAGGACCAAGAGAUCCGCCACGAAGUUGGAACAUUUAGUAGAACUUCAUAGAUGCCCUUUGUCUCCAGUACUGCAGACUGUCUUGCCGUUUUGCCUUUAGUUUGUCAAAUGCUAUUUGCAACGGGAGCAUCAUUUUGAACAAAGAGGCUCUCGUUGUGAUGCUCAAAGACAGGAUAGUAUAUAUCCUCUAUAGACUGAAUACAAUACAACCUCAUCUAUCCAAUUGAUCUGGACUGCAUCUAAAGUAAAUGGGAACAGAUGCUGUGUCACACUUCUAAUGAGGCAGCAAUAGGCUGUUUGUAGAAACAACACCCUGGACCGAACAA